This is a messenger RNA of Nasonia vitripennis (jewel wasp), 4141 nucleotides long. RefSeq names its product G-protein-signaling modulator 2-like. The transcript has 2 exons. NCBI's taxonomy places the organism in Eukaryota, Metazoa, Arthropoda, Insecta, Hymenoptera, Pteromalidae. Bases 1612 to 3408 code for a protein of 598 amino acids. Gene Ontology annotation, molecular function: protein binding; GTPase regulator activity. The record is from RefSeq and is a predicted model, not a curated record.
AUUUAUCUCGUCUCCCCUAUCCAGGGUCGACAACUGGGAAAGUCCAUCGAAGGUCGAAUGUUGACGAGAACUUCGUACAAAAUUGAUAUUAUGUAGUUUUUGCAAAACAAAAAAAUAAUUAGAUAGAUGUAAGGAUUAUUUUGCGAUUCACUCAGUGCAAAGCUCAACGUGACAUGGAUCGUCCAAUUAGCAAAGUCGUUAACUCGGUGUUUUUUUCUUUUAAUCCUAUUAGCAGUCACGAACUCGUUAUUAUGUCCGGAAGAAUGUAUACCAUCAAAUUUAAGUUUAUCCACCAUAAUUGUCCUAAACGCUCUGUACAUAAUGAUAAAAAUGCUAAUCAGUUAAAUUAGAUUGUAUAUUAUCGUUGGCUACACACAUAAUCGCAAAUAUUACAAAACCUGUUGUUACACAAAUGCCAGAAAUUAUUUUAAAAACGCGUUUUUAGCUCCGAAAGGUCAGGCGCUUUCAUGUGCUCCAAUGUAAGGAUCAAUGAUGAGCACGUGCGACUUUAAGAAGCAGGUCAUGUCUCUGCUGGCAGUCUCUCGUCCGUGACACUGCCGGCUGCAAAAUAAUUACGUUUCGUCACGAAUUCUCACAUGUUUACUCGCUAUUUUUCUUUCUAUCUGCAAUAGAUCUCGCUUCGGUUUUUACACUUUUCGACGGUUUCGAGCAUAGACGAAUUAUCGAAGAUGAGAUGGCACGAGUUGACGUCUUCGUUUAUUGAUCCAUAGUCCGACAUGUGCAGUUUUUUAUUUGCGCAUGUUUUGACAAGAAGCAAAAAUUUUCUGUUUAAAGUGUCAUUGACGAUGUUACCAGUUGAAGCUUGAAACAAUAUGUCAGUGUUUGUUCGGAAAUUAAAUGUCAACUAUUCUCCGGAUUGUUUGAUUGUUUGAAGAAGGCGGAGGAGCUUGUUAUCUUUGACAAUGUCGACGUUGCAUAUUUUAAAUUUUAGUGUAUUUUGGUAUAUGCACUCCCGACCUCCAAUAUCCACCAGGCAAGGUCAACACGCCCGCUUACCCUAAUUUCAAGCUGCUUGCCACCACCAUAUCGGCAGAGGAGAGGAAGCCGAAUAACAGGUGCUCUAAUAUAGAGGAGACAAAAUCGAUUCGGUCUACCUCAAGACGCGCUAUUGUUACAUGUUGUUUUCAAGUCCUGCUUACAGCUGAAUAGUAACAUUUCCCACUAUGAAAUUCCUAUACUAGAAUGAAACUUCCUUCCACGCUAUUUCCUCGAAUAUCCUAAAAACAUUAACCCCCGCUUCCGUAUAUAUGUAUAUAGCACCACGAUCGGAGCGUCAGGUGAUUUUCCAACGGCUUUCGCGGGCACUAGCCCCGUUGCUUGGCAACGGCCAAUCAGCGCGCGUCUUCGCUCCCCCCAUUACCGUUGAGCCUCGAGGAGGCCUAAGGCCCGCGAGCAAAACAGUGCGCGGUAUUUGGCGUGGGCGAAGCGUGUUUUGGAAUGCUGUCAAGACAACGACUACUUUUGCAUGGAUUUUGGAUUAAAAGGACGAUUUUUUGGUGUUGUGAAAUUUGUUUUUGAACUGACUAUACGUCGGCAUCCAGUUGGGAGGAAGAUUGCUUUUUUGGAAGUCGUUCGUUGAGUCUCAGAGUAAUGAAGAUGUCGUCGACUGUUGGCGUAAAAAACGUUCCUACCGAGAACCAGACGAGCUGUAGCGACACCAACAUGUGCUUAGAACUAGCUCUAGAGGGCGAACGUCUCUGCGAAGCGGGAAAACCUGGAGCUGGAGUAGCCUUUUUCCAGGCGGCCUUACAAGCCGGUACCGACGACCUGCAAAUUCUCAGCGACAUCUACAGUCAACUGGGAAACGCUUACUUUAAUCUUGGCGACUACGCGAUGGCCAUGAAGUUCCACAAGCGCGACCUGGCCCUCGCGAGGUUCAUGGAAGACAGGCUCGGGGAGGCAGAGUCCAGUGGAAACCUGGGAAUCACGCUGAAGGCCAUGGGCCAAUUCGACGAAGCAAUGAUCUGCUGUAAACGUCACCUCGAGAUAUCCAGAGAAAUAGGUGACAAGCCGAGUGAGGGCAGAGCCCUCUACAACCUGGGAAACGUGUAUCUCGCCAGAGGACAAAAAAGCAGCCGAGCUGGACACCAGGGCACUGAAGAAGUCAAGGAGUGCUUGCAGCAAGCCGCCAACAACUACCAAGAGAACCUGGAAUUGAUGAAGGAAUUGGGUGACUCCGCAGCUCAAGGUAGAGCCUGUGGAAACCUGGGAAACACCUAUUAUCUGCUGGGUGACUUCCAGAAGGCCAUCAGCUGCUACAAGGAGAGAUUGAAAAUCGCCCGACAAUUCGGCGAUAAGACAGCUGAGAGACGGACCAGCAACAAACUCGGAAACUCCCACGUUUCCCUCGGCGAGUUCGAGAAAGCAGCUCAGCACUACAGGCGCACACUGAUGCUCGCGCAAGAGCUCGGAGAUCAGGCGUUCGAGGCUCAGGCCUGCUACUCUCUGGGAAACACCUACGUUCAGCUCCAGAAUUAUUCGGCAGCCAUCGAAUACUACUUGCGACAUCUCCUGAUAGCCCAGCAGCUGAAGGAUAGGGUCGGCGAGGGUCGAGGCUGCUGGUUCCUGACCGAAGCUUACUCUGCUGUAAGCAAUUACGAGCAAUCUCUUUACUACGCCAAACUGCAUCUUCAGAUCUCCAGCGAAUUGGGCGACAGUAUGGGCGAAGCUACCGCUCAGAUGAACGUAUCGAAUCUCCAGAAAAUGCUGGGCAUCGAGAAGAUCGACGACGAGAAGGAAAACGUCCUGAACACUGUUUCCGACGAUACCUCAGGCUCAUCAGGUUCUUCCUCCAGAACGUACAGACUCCGCAGGGAGAGUAUGGAAAAUCUUGACCUAAUGAAGCUUACGCCAGAUGGUAAGGCUAAGGUACCUGAACAGCCGUUGCGCCUCAGAGCCGGCAAGACCCCCCAGAUGUCUCAGAAGGCGAAGAAUAGCCGAAGAAUUAAUGAUCAGAUGAAGAAAAAAAGCUCGCUCAACCAGAACAAGGCAGGUAAUAAGGACAAGGACGAGGAGGAUCUGAUGCAACUGAUCGCUGGGAUGCAGAGCAAACGCAUGGACGAACAACGAGUAGCUCUGCCCUACCUGCCUGGGCUCAACACUACGAAGAGAAAGACGCCGGUCGAAUCGUCCAACCAGUCCCUGGUCGAAGAAGACUCGUUCUUCGAGAAGCUCGUCAGGUGCCAGAGCUACAGGCUCGAAGAUCAGCGCAGCACACUGCCAAACUGCCCUAGACUCAAGGAUGAUGACCAGGAGAACAACGAGAACGCAGCGUCCGGGGCUACCAUUCCGGAGGAGGAUCUGUUCGCGCUGAUUCAGAGGCUCCAGGCUGGACGGAUGGAGGACCAGCGCGCCAAAGGCCCGGACGAGCUGCAGCGUCAUAGAUAGCCUUUAGGCUUCUGUUCGUAAUGAAAUUAAAAUCUCUUUUUUGUCUUCCAUUUUCAACGCAGAGCAGCCUUUGAGAGACAGUGUACACAUUAGAGCCCCCUCGUUCUCUCUAAUUUUAAUCGAAUAAUUUAUCGUGCAUCGAUGGCGCUUUUCUCCCCCUUUUCAUGGGCGUGUAUAGACUUUGAUGCGUGUGCAGAUUGAUAUACCUACUUAUCGAGCGACGGAAAUAAAUAGCUGCUCUGCGCCAUGAAACGCAUAUUGCUUGUAUUUACACUGAGAAUGAGAGGUUUUCAAUUUUUUUUAAUUUAAAGAAUUCUAAAUGAUAAGUUUGAAUUGAAUUGAAUUGAUCAAAAAUAUCUUUAUUUAAGACUCAUAUAUAAAAUAAGCUGGAAAUCGUCUUGUAAUCGCGCCUCGAACAACUGAUAUUAAAAAGUAUAUCGGGCUAUGUAUAUAAAUAUAGGAGAUUUAGUUUUAUCGAACGAUAGUAUGAAAACUUAAGCAGCAUAUUGUUUCGUCUUACACAAGUAUCUCUCAGCAACAGUUAUCUCGUCUGAUGUAAUACAUAAGAAUCGACAACUGGGAAAGACCAUCGCAUGGAAUAGACGUAUACGCAGUUUUUAAUUUGAUGUAACAUGCGGAUAUGUCAAUCAACUCAAUUUCGUCGAUGUUUAAUUAUUUAAAAGCGAAAUAAAUUGUAAACUUAAUGAUAACAAAUAAAUAUAAUUGAGAGUUU